Messenger RNA from Callithrix jacchus (white-tufted-ear marmoset), 8715 nucleotides. It is a transcript of the gene PCDH9, whose product is annotated as protocadherin 9. Lineage: Eukaryota; Metazoa; Chordata; Mammalia; Primates; Cebidae. The record is from RefSeq and is a predicted model, not a curated record. Gene Ontology annotation, biological process: homophilic cell-cell adhesion. Gene Ontology annotation, cellular component: plasma membrane. Gene Ontology annotation, molecular function: calcium ion binding.
GGCUGUCUCCAAAUAAGUGAUGAGAUAUAAUGCAUCCUCCAGUCCUUGCACGCUUCCUCUUGCAAUUUGUGCAUCAUUCCUCAGUGGAAACCUUUAAACCCUAAAAUCCAGGAAAAGAAAGUAAAUACAUUAUCAUGGACCUGAGGGAUUUUUACCUGUUGGCUGCUCUGAUUGCCUGUUUAAGGCUGGAUUCCGCAAUAGCUCAAGAACUUAUUUACACUAUUAGAGAGGAAUUGCCUGAAAAUGUGCCCAUAGGAAACAUACCAAAGGAUCUGAACAUUUCUCACAUCAAUGCUGCCACAGGGACCAGCACCAGCCUUGUCUACAGACUGGUUUCUAAAGCUGGGGAUGCCCCUUUGGUGAAAGUAUCCAGCAGCACUGGGGAAAUUUUCACAACCUCCAACAGGAUAGACAGAGAAAAACUCUGUGCUGGCGCCUCAUAUGCUGAGGAGAAUGAGUGUUUCUUUGAACUUGAGGUGGUGAUCCUCCCCAAUGACUUCUUCAGGCUGAUCAAAAUAAAAAUAAUUGUCAAGGAUACCAAUGAUAAUGCCCCCAUGUUUCCAUCUCCUGUCAUCAAUAUUUCCAUUCCAGAAAACACUUUGAUCAACAGCCGCUUUCCAAUUCCAUCAGCAACAGAUCCUGACACAGGCUUCAAUGGUGUACAGCAUUAUGAAUUGUUAAAUGGUCAGAGUGUUUUUGGACUGGAUAUCGUGGAAACUCCGGAGGGAGAGAAGUGGCCACAAUUGAUUGUUCAGCAAAACUUGGAUAGAGAACAGAAAGAUACCUAUGUGAUGAAAAUCAAAGUAGAGGAUGGAGGCACUCCACAGAAAUCCAGUACGGCCAUACUGCAGGUCACAGUAAGUGAUGUAAAUGACAACAGGCCGGUGUUUAAAGAGGGUCAAGUAGAGGUGCAUAUUCCAGAGAAUGCUCCUGUAGGUACCUCUGUAAUUCAGCUCCAUGCCACAGAUGCAGACAUAGGCAGCAAUGCUGAAAUCCGGUACAUUUUUGGUGCCCAGGUCGCCCCUGCAACCAAAAGACUCUUUGCUUUAAAUAAUACUACUGGGCUGAUUACAGUUCAGAGGUCCUUAGACAGAGAGGAGACAGCCAUUCACAAAGUGACAGUGCUGGCUAGUGAUGGCAGCUCCACUCCUGCUCGAGCAACGGUUACCAUCAAUGUCACCGAUGUAAAUGAUAACCCUCCUAACAUAGACCUCAGGUACAUUAUAAGUCCCAUCAAUGGCACCGUGUAUUUAUCUGAGAAAGAUCCUGUCAAUACAAAGAUUGCCCUAAUUACAGUUUCAGAUAAGGACACAGAUGUGAAUGGCAAAGUGAUCUGUUUUAUUGAAAGAGAGGUCCCAUUUCAUUUGAAGGCAGUUUAUGACAACCAAUAUUUGUUAGAGACCUCUUCUUUGUUGGACUAUGAGGGCACCAAAGAAUUCAGCUUUAAAAUUGUUGCCUCUGAUUCUGGGAAGCCCAGUUUAAAUCAGACUGCCCUGGUAAGGGUUAAGCUUGAGGAUGAAAAUGACAACCCACCAAUUUUCAACCAGCCUGUAAUUGAGCUGUCAGUUUCUGAAAACAACCGACGUGGGUUAUACUUAACAACUAUUAGUGCCACAGAUGAAGACAGUGGGAAAAAUGCAGACAUUGUUUAUCAGCUUGGACCGAAUGCCUCCUUCUUUGAUCUGGACCGAAAAACAGGAGUUUUGACAGCCUCCAGAGUCUUUGACAGAGAAGAACAAGAACGAUUCAUUUUUACAGUAACUGCCAGGGACAAUGGAACCCCUCCCCUCCAAAGCCAAGCGGCUGUGAUAGUUACUGUUCUGGAUGAGAAUGACAAUAGCCCCAAGUUUACUCAUAAUCAUUUUCAAUUUUUUGUGUCUGAGAAUCUGCCAAAGUAUAGUACUGUGGGGGUAAUCACAGUGACAGAUGCAGAUGCUGGAGAGAAUAAAGCUGUGACUCUUUCCAUUCUAAAUGACAACGAUAAUUUUGUGUUGGAUCCCUAUUCCGGAGUCAUAAAGUCAAAUGUCUCCUUUGAUAGAGAGCAGCAGAGUUCCUACACUUUUGAUGUCAAAGCCACUGAUGGAGGACAGCCACCUCGUUCCUCUACUGCAAAAGUAACUAUCAACGUCAUGGAUGUCAAUGACAACAGCCCAGUUGUCAUUUCUCCACCAUCUAAUACUUCCUUUAAGUUGGUGCCCCUCUCAGCCAUUCCUGGCUCCGUGGUAGCAGAAGUUUUUGCAGUGGAUGUUGACACUGGAAUGAACGCUGAACUAAAGUAUACUAUAGUGAGUGGAAACAACAAAGGCUUAUUUCGGAUUGAUCCAGUAACAGGUAACAUUACUCUGGAAGAAAAACCAGCACCUACUGAUGUGGGAUUGCAUCGCUUGGUGGUCAACAUAAGUGACCUGGGGUACCCUAAAUCUUUGCACACACUUGUGCUUGUAUUUCUUUAUGUUAAUGACACUGCUGGAAAUGCCUCCUAUAUCUAUGACUUGAUCCGCAGGACUAUGGAGACCCCGCUGGACAGGAACAUAGGGGAUAGUAGCCAACCCUAUCAAAAUGAGGACUAUCUAACCAUCAUGAUUGCCAUCAUCGCCGGCGCCAUGGUGGUCAUCGUUGUGAUCUUCGUCACUGUUCUGGUGCGCUGUCGCCAUGCAUCAAGGUUCAAAGCAGCUCAGAGGAGCAAGCAAGGUGCCGAAUGGAUGUCCCCAAACCAGGAGAACAAACAAAACAAGAAAAAGAAAAGAAAGAAAAGGAAGUCUCCCAAGAGCUCUCUUUUGAACUUUGUUACUAUCGAAGAGUCCAAACCUGAUGAUGCAGUUCAUGAACCAAUCAAUGGGACAAUAAGCCUGCCGGCUGAACUGGAGGAACAAAGUAUAGGAAGAUUUGACUGGGGCCCGGCACCUCCAACCACGUUCAAGCCUAACAGUCCUGACCUGGCCAAGCACUACAAAUCUGCUUCUCCACAGCCUGCUUUUCAUCUCAAACCAGACACUCCAGUUUCUGUGAAAAAGCAUCAUGUGAUUCAGGAACUCCCUUUGGACAACACCUUUGUCGGGGGUUGUGAUACCCUUUCUAAACGCUCUUCCACUAGUUCAGAUCACUUCAGUGCCUCAGAGUGCAGUUCCCAAGGAGGCUUCAAGACAAAGGGCCCCUUACACACCAGACAGCCCCUGUGCCUGAAUGGUUCAGAAGCAACCACCAUCAUGCAUCUCUGUGCAAACUUGCCAGCUAAGAUCAGUAUGGGCCUUCCUCCAGCCUAUCUGUAAUGCACUGGGAGAAUAUAUCUUCAUGUCUAUUUAGAAACAUGCAUAUAAUAAGUUAUUUUAAUGCUAUUUAUAAAAUUUUAGCCUUUUCCUAGAGUAGAUUUUCCACUUUUAUCACCCAUAGCCACAAAAUUAUUCAAUUAUUUUCUACAGUUCUAUAAAUAUAUCAUAAUUAUGAGCUACUUAAUGUCUUUCUUAAAAACUUUAACAGUAUCUGGUAAAUGUCAGUGUGCUGGCUCACACCUUUAAUCCUAGUGCUUGGGGAGGCCAAGGCAGGUGGGUCACUUGAGUUCAUGAGUUUGAGAGCCAUCUAGGCAACAUAGCAAGACCUCAUCUUUACAAAAAAUACAAAAAUUAGCCAGGCGUGUUGAGGCACACCUACAGUCCCAGCUAUUUGGGAGGAUGAGGCAGGAAGAUAGCUUGAGCCCAAAAGGCCGAGGUUGUAAUGAGCCAAGAUUGCACCAAUGCACUCCAGCCUUGGCACUAAAGCAAGAACCUGUCUCAAAAAAAAAAAAAAAAAAAAAAAAAAAAAAUUCAUCAACCACAUGUUGAAUUCUCAAGAUUCCUCUUAAACCUGAGAACUGGAAUCAUUUCAGCUAUACAGUGAAAUUAAAUUUGUUUUUCAUAGAUUAUUAUAAUGGAUGUAUAUUGAUAAAAUGUUGAGGUGAGAAUGUUACAGUUGCAAUUCGAGGUCUAUUUAAAUGUUAAAAUGAAAUAGAGAAUUAUGGAUGCACAGCUUUCCAUAUUGUGUUUGGCAUAGGAAAUUGAUUCUCGGAAUUAUAUGCUACCCUUUUUGUUCAUUGUUUGUAGUGCAUAUGGAUGAUGGAAUCACUUUCAUGAAUACAGUUCUUAUUUAGAACAUAUAUUCUAUAACAUUCCUAGAAAAUAAAAAAGAUUUGUGUGUUCAAAACAGGUUUCUUGAUAUGAGACAAGCAGACUGACUUUCAAUUACAAACACUUUCAAUUUUGAACCUUGCAUUUUUAUUGCAAGAACACAGUUAUUUUCAAAAGUUUGGUUUGAGAGUUAUUUUCAGGCAGCAGCUUUUUUCUUGAAAUCCCUUACCGAUAAGUAUAGUAGACAGAAAUAUUUCAAUUACUUUAAUUAAAAAGCAGUGUUCAACAUGUUGACUGAAGGUGGAGUUUAUGUUGUUCACUAAAAAAUAAGAAAUUGGGAAGGGAAUAUUUUGGAUAGAUCAUUGAUGUUAGAAAGUUAAAUUCACCGUUAAUUUGUCAAUAAACUAGAGCAGCAGGGUUUUCUUUGUUAAAAUAUUAAGAUAUUGAAAAUGCGUUCUUAGACAUGAACUCAAAGACAUACUGGCGAGUUUACUUUUAGCUCACUGGUAUAUGCAAGAUAGACAACAAUUUGUGGUGAGGAUAUGAGGAAGUUUUUAUCUAUCCAUUUGUUUAAAGAGUCAUGUUAGGGAAGCAUUUUUAAAAAAAAGAAUUACUCUUUUCAAUGGAACUCAUGUUUAAUUAGACCAAACAUAAGCAAACACUUUAAGUAAUCACUUUGUAGCAGAUUUUCAUGGAAGAGUGCCAAAUUGUUUUGGUUUCAUUAUAGGUUUACAAUCUUCUGAUAGAAUUUCCAGUUGGGAUUUGAAAAACAAAACUCUGUCAUACAGACUUGAAUACAGUGGCCUAACAUGAUGUGUUAAAUUAGCUCUUCAGAUUACUUAAAAUAUAGCUGGGGUUUUCCUUUAUCCAGGGACUAAUGUUCAAGAUUUUGUUAAAAAGAUAAUUAAUUUUGCAUUGACAUUCUGGAUGUUGGUGAUAAUUUGUAGUGACAUUAUGCCUAUUGGUUAUGAGUGUGACAGGCAGGCAGACUGGAUCCAAAUGGACGUUGCAAGAGCCAAAUUAAAUAGUCUGAGCACUGGAAAUUUCUGCCUUGAGGAAAGCAGAAGUUUACAGCAUGCACUUUGUUUUCUACCUACACAAUUAUGGAUUAAUAUACAUCAGUUCUAGGCAGUUGAGGAAUGACAUGAGAGGAUUAAUGGAACUGGACAACAUUACGCAAGUGAAGUGAAAAUUCUGUAAUGAUUUUUCUGCAGUGAUGGAGUAGACAAGGCAAAUGGGCAUCAGCUCCUAGCCUUUGCACCUUCAGAAUUUCAAGAAAAUGAAUGAAAAGAGAAGUGAAAAACAGCUAUCUAACUAAAGCUGGCAUGAAAAUUUUUUCUCAUCAAAUACAUACGUCAUUUUUCACAAAUAAGGAGGAGUUAUUCAACUGAGUGAGCCAGUACUGCUUGCAGUGUAUAAUUUUACCCAUUUAAUUGUGGCCACUUAUCUCUUAAAACUACUUAAAGAAACACCGUGCUUACUCCAUAUCCAUAAUAAGUACAACAGAUUAGAUGUAAAAAUGAAUAUAUAUGACCAACCUUAUAUGUAAUCAUAUUCAUUUUGCUUUAUGAAAUGACUCUGAGGGGACAUUAUUUUUUCCACAUCUUUUUAAAGUUUUAAUAAGAAUGUUUAACUCCAAUACAUUGAACUGCCCUAAUGCCUACUGUUUCUUUUUUUUCUCUACCACAAAGUUUACCUAUCAUAUAUAGAUUUAUGGCAAUAUUUUCUACCACCAAGGCUGUGGGUUUUUAUUUUCCAAGUUAUCUGAAAGCUUGAUUGUCAUUAUUGCAAAUUGAUUAUUUCCAUAGAGGUGCUUUAAUAACAUUUCUGAUCUCAGACUUUAAUUGGGUAAUCUCUUACACAUAUUUAUAGAUAAUUUAUGAGAGGAGGGUUAAUCUUUAGAUUUUUACAAUGUGAUUUUCUUGUGAUAUGUAUUCAUUGGAAGAGGUAGAUUCUUUAAUUGCAUGCAUUUUAUUUUUUAACCACAAAAUAUGUUUAAAAGCUAUGCAAGAAUUAGCAAAAGUAAACUACAGCAAUAUUAAAAUUAUUUUGCAUCACCUUUACAGACCCGGCUCACUUAGGCAACGGUAUUCUACUAAAUCACAGUAUUUUUUAAAGCUUGUUUUUCCUUGUUACCUCCUGAAAUUGUGAUUUUAAAGCUAAAAUGGUCAGGAAUAUGCCAAAUUUAAGAUGAUUAUUUGGAAAAGAGAGAUAUCACAGUCUUAUUAAAUAUGCUAUAGUUAAGGUGAUUGUAAAUGAGUUUUUUAAAUAUACAUACAGGAUGGCAUUGAGACAGAAUUACAAAGUCUAUUAACCAUAAUGAUGGAGUUCAGGAUGCAGAUAAAAUAAAAUGAUUGUCUUAAACUUUCAAUAAAUUUUUUAGCCUAUUUAAGAAUACCUGUAGCUUAUGAAACUUUGUUUAUAUUUAUUUAGUUUCAAAAAUUAAGAAAGAAUUAGAGGAUAUUUGAAGUUCUUAUUAUCUAGUUUCUAAAAUUGUGAGAGAAUGGUCAAAAGACUGGUAUGUCUUAUUUAGAGUGAAUGUGUACUCACUUUACACAUGAAAGAAUCAUUGCUUUGCUUCUGGCAAGAUCUUUAAGCCCUGUAUGGAGACAACAUAGAGAUUUGCUUAAUUAACCCCUGUUCAUUUCACAGAGCAAGAAAUCAGAUCCUCUUUGGCAAUCAUAUGUUACCUGAAUUAUAUUUAAUCUCUUUAUUACUCUGGAAAUAUACCAAGAUACUCACACAUUCACAUACACACAGGCACACACAGAGAAAACCCUAAUGCAAAUAUGGCAAAAUGAACACCCUCACUUAUACCUCAGGCCAUUUCUUCUUCUGAUAAAUCAAAUGUGAAUAGUUCUGAUGGCAUUUCUCUCUGACUGAGAAAUAAGGUGCCAUGUGUAUUCCAUGCAAAGCCUCUGUUUUACAGUUUUAUGGCCCUCACUAAAAUUAGAUAAAUCUGCAUUUGUGUGUGUCCACUACUAAGCCUCCCUCAUGCCACCGGACUUGUUUCAGAAAGUGUAUAUGCUUUCCAUUCUGGCCACUAAGAGGCAACUUGGUGAGUUAUAGAGAUUGACUGGGUGCUUGGCAUGUGGUGCUGCUCCAUUAAACAGUGGGCAAUUAGUACUGGGGAGGUUUAGGACAAUUUAAGCUGUCUUUAUUGUUUUUAGAUGUGCUCUUAGAUGUGGUAAUAUCCUAAUACUUUAUUAACAAAAAUAUAAAAAUCUAACUUCAGUUCACAUUAUAAUACAUUUUCUCAUAUUGCUUUUGUGGUCCAGAUGUAAAAAAAUCACAACAAUAAUUCAUUGUAUAAUCGUUAUCUAAUAUUACCAGGAAGUUUUUGUAAAUGGAGCAAGAUAACCAUAUUGCUCAUUAUUUAAGAGUAAAGUACGUUUUUUCAAUCAUUAUUGCCUAAGUAAUUUUUAGGAGAUGAUGGUUGAAUGGUCCUCCCCACUUCACCACACCAAGAUAGGUUGGUAUGAGUGUUUGCUUUUCCUUUCUGUCACUCUUUAAAUAAUCCUAUAGAAAAUAACAGUAUUGCUUCAAUUUUUAAAAAACUUGAUAAUUUAUAUUGCAUUUUAUUUCUGAGAAAUCGCCACAUUUUUACAUACCCCAAAUAAAUUGCCAUGUGUAACUAUGUACAAAAAAUAAUUUAAUGUGGCUGAAAAAUAUCUCACUUGUUGUACUAUAAUGUAUGAAUAAUAACAAAUGUAAAACCCUUGACAUCACAUUUUCCUGUAAUACUAUUAGUCUUUAGGUAACAUUUACAAUACAGUAUAUUCAAUUGCUACCUUGUGAAAUGAAUUUUUGAGAUUCUUAGUAAGGUACUAAACAAAGCAUUAUUAUUGAAGAAUUAUAGGGGAAAAUUUCUCAAUGAAAAUUGAUAAUUAAAGGUAUUUAAAAUAUGUAUAUUGCAGAGUAGAUAAGAAGCUCAAUGUAGCAAUAUAUUUCUAUUUUGAAUUAAAAUUAAGUUUUUAUUACAUAAACACAAAUUGGCUCAAGAACUAGGUGAUACAUUUUAGAAAAUUUAAAAUAGCCAAAAUAAUGUUGAAAUAUGUUUUAUGGAUAAUUUAUCAAUAAAAAUUAUUACUGUUAAAAAUUGGUAGAUUUCUUUCAUCCCUGUGAUAAUGAUUUAAGUUGAAUGGGAAUUUAGUAACAUACAGGGAUGCAUCUUAAUAUCUAUAUUUGCUGAACAGUGGUAAACACACAAUUAAGACUUGUCCUCAUUAAAAUGGACUUUUGUACACUAUAAUUUGAAUUAAGUAGUAAUGAAUAUAUAAAGUAUUUAAAGACUUGUAUAUCAAAAUGUAUAACGUUCCAUUUUUGGCUAUAUUUUGUAAAACAUUUUUGGUGUAAUCAGUAUGACUCUCACAUAUGUCAAAUCAAGUAUUCUACUAUUUAUUUAAACAGAUAUAUACCUAAUGUAUUUGAAAACUUAUUGCACUCAUAUAAUUGUAUAUAUUGUGGCUUCAAAAGUCUGUACUUAUUCUUGCUUUAAAAAAGUAGAAUGUGCAUUUCUUUCCAAUUUAUUUUUAAUUAAUUAUAUUAAGGAUAACAUUCUUUACUAAAUGUACCUUAAAAUUCACAAUAAAGUUUCAGAAAUUGUUUUGUACAA